Messenger RNA from Hordeum vulgare subsp. vulgare (domesticated barley), 1153 nucleotides. RefSeq names its product ras-related protein RABH1b. Gene Ontology annotation, molecular function: GTP binding; GTPase activity. Bases 202 to 828 code for a protein of 208 amino acids. The transcript has 6 exons. The record is from RefSeq and is a predicted model, not a curated record. NCBI's taxonomy places the organism in Eukaryota, Viridiplantae, Streptophyta, Magnoliopsida, Poales, Poaceae.
UAAUCUCGGGACGCGCAACGUGGGGGAGCGGGGAGCGCGACGGACGAAGGAGGGGCAGGGCGAGAGCUUCGGGGAGACUCCCACCCAUACCGCGCCACCGAGCGAGCGAGAUCCCGCCCUUCCCCCUUCUCCACCCACCCACCCGCCCUGCCGGACCCGAUCCCGAUCUGAUCUCGCCGCCGCCGCCGCGCGCCGGACAAGAUGGCCCCCGUGUCGGCUCUGGCCAAGUACAAGCUGGUCUUCCUCGGCGACCAGUCCGUCGGCAAGACCAGCAUCAUCACCCGCUUCAUGUAUGACAAGUUCGACAACACCUACCAGGCUACGAUUGGUAUUGAUUUCCUGUCGAAGACAAUGUAUCUUGAAGAUAGAACUGUGAGACUCCAACUCUGGGAUACAGCUGGUCAGGAAAGAUUCAGGAGUUUAAUUCCAAGUUACAUCAGAGACUCUUCAGUUGCUGUUAUUGUAUUUGAUGUUGCAAGCAGGCAGUCUUUCUUAAACACGUCGAAGUGGAUAGAGGAAGUUCGCACUGAGAGGGGCAGUGAUGUCAUUAUUGUGCUUGUCGGGAACAAAACUGACCUUGUGGACAAGAGGCAAGUCUCCAUUGAGGAAGGAGAAGGCAAGGCAAAGGACCUCGGUGUGAUGUUUAUUGAGACCAGUGCUAAAGCUGGUUUUAACAUUAAGGCUCUGUUCCGCAAGAUUGCUGCUGCACUGCCUGGAAUGGAGACCCUUUCGUCAGCAAAGCAGGAAGACAUGGUUGAUGUGAACUUAAAGUCCAGCAAUGCUAACUCAUCUCAGUCGCAGGCACAGGCCGGGGGAUGCAGUUGUUAGCUCCAGUCCCUAACAGUGGCAGCUCAUGAUAUCAAAGAUCCCAUGCCCAUCAAACGGCAUCCCUACCCAAGUCAAUGAACGAGAACCAUUUCCGUUGGAAAGAUACGUUUUUUAUGUGUUCUUAGUAUUUUGUCAGUGGCCUAAGCUAGCAACAGUGUAUAGUUGGGUUGGCACUGUGAACUCCUAUCGCUCGGCUGAGUAUUAGAGUUAGUGAUUGGUUUAUGUUUCAACCUAUAUUUCUGUCGCCCAUCUUGUUGCAGUCAGCCUGAGUCCUGUGUUUUUCUAUGGUGUACUGAAUAUAUAUAUUGGAAUUUUUGUAAGCUAA